AUGGCAUGCAUGCUGUUUUUUUAUUCACGCACUUCGAUACAGGCCGCUCGUCUGAACGCACAGAAGCAUCGCGAGGCCGAUGGCGGACAGCUCAGCUGGCGGAAUGAGUCGCUUCGACGACACGGCCAGAUGGAAAAAAUCGUGGACGGGGAUCACAAACUCAUCAGAGAAGCGUUUAGAGACACGCCCGUAACAUCGAAGGACAUUGCGCGCGAAAGGGCGGAGAGAGGCGAAGGGCUUGUGGUCGCAUCUGGACUCUCGGACAGUGAGCAAGCAAAAGCGUUGGAAAAGUACAAGAAGAAGCAACGGCAAGCGUCUGGAAUAGACGAUUAG
Messenger RNA from Verruconis gallopava, 333 nucleotides. RefSeq lists its product as uncharacterized. The transcript has a single exon. Bases 1 to 333 code for a protein of 110 amino acids. Lineage: Eukaryota; Fungi; Ascomycota; Dothideomycetes; Venturiales; Sympoventuriaceae. The record is from RefSeq and is a predicted model, not a curated record.